Molecule: messenger RNA, 2048 nt
Organism: Diachasma alloeum
Lineage: Eukaryota; Metazoa; Arthropoda; Insecta; Hymenoptera; Braconidae
Exons: 10
Coding region: 1-1572 (523 amino acids)
Source: RefSeq, a predicted model, not a curated record
AUGAUCGGGCUCACGUGGAUCCUGCUCAUCGGUAGCAUCGACGUAUGCUGGGCCACAGGUUUAGAAACAACUGAGGCAGAAAGAUCAAAUGGCGAAACAAUUCUGGAGGAUGCAACUGAGGACUACUGGGCAGGAAGUGGCUCCGGCCCCGAGGAGGACGAGACAAAUCGAACAGAAACACGAGAAGCCCUUACCCACGAAGCUAGUGAUCAGGAUGCCGUGGUUUAUGUGGGCGAGGGUGCGUCGUAUGUGCCCGUGCCGGCGUUGAAGAGACCGUUGAGUCCGAAUCUCCAGGCGCUGCAGACACUCCAGGGGCUGCAAGGCCUCGCUGGGGGUGGAGGCGGUGCUGGUAGCGGUGAGGACGAGUGGGGAAGACAUCCGGAGACUUGGGAUCGGGAGCACAGGAGGUACAGGCCGAAUACUACUCGAGUACAACAUAUCGAGGCAGAGUGUCAGGACGACUACAUGAAGAUAAGAAUCGGCUUCAAUGGCUCCUUCGCGGGUCUAUUAUACUCAGCGGGCUACUCUUACGAUCCUGACUGCAUGUACGUCAAUGGUACUGGCCGGGAUUACUACGAGUUUUACAUUCAGUUGAAUCGUUGCGGCACCCUUGGCGAGAACACCCACCAUCAGGACAGCAGAAAGAAUCCAACGAAGAAUCUCAUGUGGAAUACUGUUACUGUGCAGUAUAAUCCGCUUAUUGAGGAGGAGUUUGAUGAGCAUUUCAAAGUUACGUGCGAGUACGGAUAUGACUUCUGGAAGACUGUGACUUUUCCCUUUCUCGACGUCGAGGUUGCGACGGGAAACCCAGUAGUAUUUACCCUUCAGCCCCCCGAAUGCUACAUGGAGAUAAGAUACGGGUACGGAACAACCGGAACUCGAGUUGCGGGACCUGUCAGGGUUGGGGACCCACUGACACUCAUCAUCUACAUGAGGAGCAAAUACGAUGGUUUCGAUAUCGUCGUUAAUGACUGCUACGCACAUAACGGGGGAAACAAGAGAAUUCAACUUAUCGAUCAGUAUGGAUGUCCCGUGGAUGACAAGUUGAUUAGCAGGUUCAGGGGUUCCUGGUCGGAGAGCGGAUUGUUCGAGACGCAGGUCUUCGCUUACAUGAAGACGUUCAGGUUCACGGGCUCGCCGGCGCUGUACAUCGAGUGCGAUGUGAGAAUGUGUCAUGGAAGGUGUCCGAGUCAACCCUGUCACUGGAGAAAUUCCAAGAACGUUGCCAAAAGAUCGUUGGCCCUCGCUGGUCCUACGACUCCGGCAACGAGCUUAUCAGAGAAUGUUAAUCUAUUCCAGUCACUGCGGGUGCUUCAAGAGGGCGAGGCAGAACCUGAAAUCUUCCAGAAUUCAACGGCCUCGUUGCACAAUGGGCCUAGUGAAGCACCCCCUGGCGAUAGAGUCUGCCUCCGAUCAACGGUAGUCAGUACAAUAGUCGGCCUGGGCUGCGCCUUAAUCUGCAUAAUGAUUGGUACCCUCCUCGCCCUCUGCUCGCGAAUACGACGCGCAGCGAGAGAAAAAUUACUGAGCGAUAGUCUGAGCUACAUGACUCACAAAGGUCGAAUUAAUUAACUUCCCGAUAAGCCUAAAAUAAGACGAAAUAAUAAUUUCAACGGAAUAAUUCACCACUGAGUGAGUGAGGAAUUCCAUCUUGAUCAAGAUCUUCACUAAAUUAUAUUUUUUACGAGUGAAAAUAAAGAAAAUAAAUCUAGACACGAGUGUAGAAACAGAGAUGCGAACAAGUGACCUGUGUAAAUAGCAGGCACUGGAUCAACUCCGCGUCCGGUUUACACGCAAUGAGAAAACACUAAUUACGAAUAUUUAAUUAAGGGUUCUCUGCUUUACGAGAGUUUGCCAUUUACUUGGAUUUGUCUUCAUUUCCAAGCCAAUGGCCCUUCGAAGGAUCUACCGACUCACUUGAUAUGCAAUCGAAGGCAAUCAAUGUUCAAUUAACGGAAUAGGAAAAAUCGUGGAUAAUAAAGAGAAGAAUUCAAUAGCCAUGUUUUCGAUUGAUAUAUCUGAAUCUAAUGGAAAUGUACUGUUAACAA